AUGCACUUCCUGGACUGUCCAGCAGAGCUACGCCAGGCCAUCCUGUCUCACCUCCUACCCAACGAAGUCCGCGCCACAGGCUCCAUCUCCAAACCCUCAGCCGUCCUCCCCCUCCUCCUCUCAUGCAAGACGAUCCGGUCCGACGUCCAGGAGCUCUGCGCCUCCUGGACCCCGACCUUCCGCGUCGACCGGCCGCAGGACAUAGCGGGCGUCCUGAAGACCUGUCGCCAAGGCAAUGGAGGACCUGUCGAAGCAGCACCAGACACGAUCCGGCUCCGCCUCUUCGCAGAGACAAAGAUCAAGUAUAGCAAGUACGGGAAUAGCCACUGGUUCGCAAGCACCGGCGAAACGAUCAUUGGGCCGUGGGUCGAGGCUGUCGACGACUGCCUCGUGCCGAAGACGACAACGACGACGACGACGACAACGUCGAAAGCCCACACCAUCAAAACCAUCAUCAUCGACUUGACGCCCGCACCGGUGUGGAUGGAACAAGACCGACCCGACUGGGUCCGGGCCACCGUCAUUGACAGGCGCUGCAAGCUCCUGUUCGGCACCUGCGCGUCUCUCAUCGCGCAGCUGUUCGCGGCGCUGUCCGAGAAAUUCGACGACGAGGCCGGCGUCACCAUCCAGCUGGGCGGCGAGGUGGGGUGGAAGUGCCGGUCCGAGGUGGACCAGAUCGACGCGCUGGUGGGGGUCGAUGGGGACAAGAGGUACGACGCCAACGAACUCGACAUGAUGAAGCCUCCGGGGUGGCGCUGCGCGAGGACCAACAGGAGCGUGACGUUUGCUGGGUCCUGGCUGCGCGGGGGAAAGGACAACCCGAUCCACUUGUCUCUACCGCACAUCAGCCGUCGCUGGGGCGUUCCGACGAAGCUGGGAGGGGGAAGCAGCAGCAGUAGUAUUAAUAUCCCAGGGUCGGAGUGCGAACUCAAGCGACGGCGCAGGCUCCUGGCGAAGAAGGAUGGUGAUGGGCUGGAAUCCCCUCAUCUUGGACUGGACGCGUGCGGCGUUCUGGAGCCUGUGGACUGGAGUCAGGACUCGAUCACGUCGUAUUAUAAGGUGGCUCGUGAGGACGAGAGGGCAGCGAGGGAUGUGUUGGGCCGGGUACUUGCCCUUGCUGUGGAGAGCAAGCAGCUGUGCGGCGGCGACAGCAUACUUUGGUAUGAUUUCCCGCGGGCGGUGAGAGAGAGGCGGAGGUUGGUCCAUCUUCUUGCUAGUGACUUGGGACUGGCGAGUGAGAGUGUAGACGAGCAAGGGGAGAGGUUUGUGAGAAUCACUCUUUGA
Molecule: messenger RNA, 1284 nt
Organism: Cryphonectria parasitica EP155
Lineage: Eukaryota; Fungi; Ascomycota; Sordariomycetes; Diaporthales; Cryphonectriaceae
Exons: 1
Coding region: 1-1284 (427 amino acids)
Molecular function (GO): nucleic acid binding
Source: RefSeq, a predicted model, not a curated record